Molecule: messenger RNA, 679 nt
Organism: Rotaria sordida
Lineage: Eukaryota; Metazoa; Rotifera; Eurotatoria; Philodinida; Philodinidae
Source: the annotation of a GenBank genome assembly
AUGAUUAUGGCUGCUUAUGAUAUCUGGUAUCCGUAUAAAUUAUUCCUACGACAAAUCUCGAGAUGCGGUCAAUGGUAUUCGACAUCAGAUGAGAAUAACAAACAAGUAUCCGGUACUGAUUAUCAAUCAUUCUUUGGUGAUUUAGCUGCUAUUCAAGCAAGUCAAAAUGGUCAGUUUCUGAACAAUUUGCAUAAAGAUCUGAAUCGGCCAGAUGUUUAUCGUAUUUGGAUGGGGCCUGAACCAGUUCUGAUGUUAGCUCAUCCUCGUGCUGUGAAAGAGUUCUGGAGUCAACAUAAUGAGAAUAGGGUCGAACGAAAUGUUCAUUUAGGUUGGCCACUUGAAAUGAUUAUGAGUAAUGGUGUUGGUUUUCGAUCGAUGGAAGAUCGAAAUCGAAUUACAAAAUAUUUUCAUCAAGCUCUUGGACAAAAUCAAAUUCGUCAUUUCGAUUUAGAACUUGAAACAAUCGUCACUGAGUUUUUUCACCAACAUUCAUCUGAUAUUUUACAAUCUCAUCAUAUCAAAUAUCUUGCUCAUGAUGCAGCAAUUCCUUUCUUUCUUGGCAAUGCAGGUUUUGAUCAUAUCGAUGAACUACACGUACUUGUCGAUCGACUAAAAGAAUUAAUGACUGAAGUAUUUGAUGCUCGAUGGAUGAAUGUACCCAUCAUUGGUUACUAUCUUC